AUGGCUGCAAUUUACAAAUUUUCCAAAAAAUAAAGGCUGACUUUAAAGAUGUUGAAAACUCACUCUACCCUUUAGACCCAACACAGCCCAAUAGCACACACCUCCUCAUUUACGGCCCAACCUUUCCAUUCCCCAAAACCCAAAAAAAAGCCCAAUUUCUCUCUCCAUCUUCUCAAACUUGAACUCAACUCAAUUCAAUUCAAUUUUGCGCAGAAAGCCAUAGCAGCAUCUCACAACACCACCAUUACACAGAAAUUACGAGCUCAAACAACUACAUCAAUGGCGGAAGUUGCUAACCCUGGAAGUGACGUUCCUCCUAAUCAAACUAUCUACAUCAACAAUCUCAAUGAAAAAAUCAAGCUCGACGAGUUGAAAAAGUCGCUAAAUGCAGUUUUUUCUCAGUUUGGGAAGAUAGUUGAGGUAUUAGCAUUCAAAACGUUGAAGCAUAAAGGUCAAGCUUGGGUUGUUUUUGAGGAGGUUUCUUCUGCUACUAAUGCGCUUCGUCAAAUGCAAGGUUUUCCUUUCUAUGAUAAACCUAUGAGAAUACAAUAUGCAAAGACCAAGUCAGAUAUAAUUGCAAAAGCUGAUGGUACUUUUGUUCCCCGAGAAAAACGAAAGAGGCAUGAGGAGAGAGCAGGUAAGAAAAAGAAGGAACAACAGGAUGCUAAUCAAGCAGCUGUGGGCAUGAAUUAUCCGGGAGCAUAUGGUGUAGCUCCUCCUCUUUCACAGAUCCCAUAUAUGGGUGCCAAACCAAUCGUUCCAGAGGUCCCAGCUGCACCAAACAACAUUCUUUUCGUUCAGAAUCUUCCACACGAGGCAACUACAUUGAUGCUGUCGUUGCUUUUUAGACAAUAUCCUGGCUUUAAGGAAGUGCGUAUGGUGGAAGCUAAGCCUGGCAUUGCAUUCGUGGAGUAUGAAAAUGAAAUGCAAUCAACAGUUGCAAUGAACGCACUUCAGAAUUUCAAGAUGGUUGAUAACGCUAUGUUAAUCACAUAUGCAAAGAAAUAGAUGAACAGAACAUCUGUGUUUAACAUUGCAUACUUUUAGAUGGCUUUUGGUCUGGGAAUUUUAAGUUGUAAUGUUGUUUCUGCGCUGCCAUGUGUUCUUCAUGGUAUUUUUAAGGCACGUUGAUUAUAUAUAGUUCAGGAUGUAAAAUUUUAGCUGGAUAUAUAUUUCUGCAACUGUAAUCAAAUCCAAAUAGUAUUGAUACUGGUUCUUGUGUUUCCUCACUUUUUGAAAAUGCAUGCACCAUGAAUUUCGCCUUC
Chenopodium quinoa (quinoa) is the source of this 1265-nucleotide messenger RNA. Its product is annotated as U1 small nuclear ribonucleoprotein A-like. Gene Ontology annotation, biological process: mRNA splicing, via spliceosome. The transcript is spliced from 5 exons. The coding region runs from base 280 to 1008 and encodes 242 amino acids. NCBI's taxonomy places the organism in Eukaryota, Viridiplantae, Streptophyta, Magnoliopsida, Caryophyllales, Amaranthaceae. Gene Ontology annotation, molecular function: U1 snRNA binding. The record is from RefSeq and is a predicted model, not a curated record. Gene Ontology annotation, cellular component: U1 snRNP.